ACGCAGUGCUCGUCCGGUCAGCGUGGGGAUUAAACGGUGGACCAUGUCGCAUGGGAGGAUCGUCGCGUGUUUGUGGAUUACGGCGCUGACGGCGGGCGUGUGCGCGCGGAAGCAGGACGACUCGUUCUUCACCGGCAGUAUCUACCGAGCGAGAUGUGCGUCGAGGUGUCUCAGUCUGCACAUCACUCGCAUCUCCGCUUUCUUCAAACACUCACAGAAUAAUGGAUCGUUGGUGUGGUGCCAGAAUCACAAGCAGUGCUCCAAGUGCCUGGAGCCCUGCAAGGAAUCUUGGGACCUGAAGGAAAAUCAGUGCCAGGAUUUGUGCGAGCCGCUCUUUCCCAAGAAGCACUACGAGUGUCUGACCAGCUGCGAGUUCCUAAAGUCGGUGGAGAGCGUGAAGCAGGGUGACUGCCCUGCGCCGGAAAAGGCCAGCGGCUUUGCAGCGGCCUGUGUGGAGAGCUGCGAGGAGGACGGCGAGUGUUCAGCUGUCAAAAAGUGCUGCUCCAACGGCUGCGGACACACCUGCCAGCUGCCUAAGAACCUCUACAAAGGAGUCCCCUUGAAGCCCAGGAAAGAGCUGCUCUUUGUGGAGCAGCCGUCAGGUCAGCUGGAGAUCCGCUGGUCCUCCAAGUUCAACAUCUCAGUGGAGCCCGUCCUCUAUGUGGUCCAGCGCCGUUGGAACUAUGGCAUCCAUCCCAGCGAGGAUGAUGCUACCGAGUGGCAGACUGUGGUGCAGACUGCAGAGGAGCGCGUCCAACUGGCCGACAUCAGAGCCACCAGAUGGUACCAGUUCAGAGUAGCUGCAGUCAACGUGCACGGGACCCGCGGCUUCACUGCGCCCAGCAAACACUUCCGCUCCUCCAGAGAUCCUACCGCUCCUCCCAGGCCGACCAGUUUACGCGUCACCAAUGUGACGCUCGGCGACGAAGGCCUGGUGACGGCUCGUCUCAACUGGACCCUGCCGGAGGAACCCGAUAUUCCCGUACAUCACUACAAACUCUUCUGGAGCUGGACCGUGCCUGGAAAGUCCACAGUGCCAUCAAAGAAGAAGAGGAGAAAGACCACCAACGGGGCUCAGAACUGGGUGGAUCUGGAGGGACUACAGGCAAACAACACUUUCACCGUGGAGCUUCAGGCCAUUACUUACUGGGGACAGGUGCGUCUGAAGAGCUCCAAGGCUUCACUCCACUUCAGCACCUCCCAGAAUAAUGAUUCAGUAAAGUCAGUGAUCAAGUCAAAGAAGGAGGAGAUAUCCCCUCUUGUUUCCACCUUGGCCAAACGCCCUUCUGGCCCUCUGGAGGUAGGAACGCCCUUCUACCAGGAUGGCCAGCUGCAGGUCCGAGUCUACUGGAAGAACCGGGGAGACCCCGCAGUGAGUCGCUACCACGUCCAGUGGAUGCCAGAAUACUGCAACCACAACGAGACCCGGGGACCAGAGAAGUCUAGUUCAAUCAUUCAUGAGAACUACAUCAACCUCCCCGACCUGCUGUUCUCCUGCAAGUACAAAGUCACCGUUCACAUGAUGAAGUCCAAGAGACGUUCCAAGGACGAAAGCGUCACGUUCCUCACCCCAUCCUGUGCCACCAUCCGGAGCAAGGCUCACAAACACAUCCCCUGUCCAGGGGAAGGAGCUCCAGGGCUUCCCAAAGUAUUGGCCAAGCCGGAGAACCUGACUGCUUCCUUCUCCAUCAGUGAUGGAAACAUCACUGGUAACUUUCUGUGGCGUGUCUCCAGGAUGGAUCCCCACCAGCGGAUUACAGGCUUCCAAGUCACAUGGGCUGAGAUCUCCACCGAGAGCCGGCAAAACAGUCUGCCCAACAGCAUCAUCUCCCAGUCGCAGAUCCUUCCUCCAGAUCAUAACUUGCUGGUGGUGUCCAACCUGAGGCCAUCCACAUACUACAGGCUGGAGGUGCAGGUCAUAACCACUGGUGGAGAAGGUCCCGCUACCGUCAAGACCUUCCAGACACCUAACAUAUUACCAGUUAUUCAGCACCGACCCAGACUGCGGCAGCAUCACUCCCAUCAUCACAAGCCAACAGUAGAGAGACACUGAGCUAGAAAACGAGGCAAUCCAAAACGGAGAAGUACUGAUGGUUCUCAGCUCCUCUCUGUCAGGGAAGGAAUGUGUGGAACCAAACAGAAACACAGCUCCACACCAUGAACUGACCCUCCUGCUCGUGAAAUAUGGGUCCUUAAACGUCACAAUGCAUAAGUUAUUCUCCUUAUCCCUUCUUUUGACUGAUAUGUCAGCAGACAGGUUUUCUGUAUAGUUACGUUUUGACUGUAAAGUCUUUGUUCAUUCAUACCCAAGUUGUCCACUUUAAAAUAGAACCCAGGAUUUGCUUAACAUUUUGGUGGUCCAACAGUUUAACUUGUACAAAAACAUUCUUCACCGGAAAUACUGGGGCAACAACACUGAAGAUGUUUGAGUUUUAGAUCAAAAUAUGAAUUAUGAGAAGACAGUUCAGAAUGGCAGCUGGGAUUUAUAUCGAGAUAUCACCUUUUGUACCAGACCACCCAGAUUUUAGACUAGCAAAAACAGUGGAACUCGUAAGUCUGAAAGUAAAUCACACUUUAUAUUUAGAUCUCUAUCAGUGGCUUGCAAACACUGCAUCAAGCCUACAACUCAUUGACAUUAUGUAUUUAAAGGUUGAUUUUAACAACAGCCUCUUUUAGUUGUUUGACACAAUAGAGGGGCUCGGCUAUAUAAAAUAACACUACAGUUGUACAUUUUAUGGUAAAGGCACCAAAUUUUGCACAGACAUUGUUGGAUAUAUAAUAAAAAAAUAAAUAUCACCUCAACCUCUUUUUCUUUCAUUUUUUAAUUAAUGUAACUGUGGUUGGAAUGCUUUUGGUAUGUAAAAAAAUAUAGAUAAUGACCAUUUUUGUGUGUAACAUAUAGCACUGUAGAUAUAUGAAAACAAAUUUUGCACAGGCAUUGUUUGGUAUAUAAUAAUUAAAACAAAUUGACAUCCUGCCAUUGUCAAUUUUUUUUUUUUCCUCAAAGAUAUAGCAAAUUGCAAGAUGGCCGCCAUGCCGUUCCGUAAUAUCUUUAAAAAAAAUUAUUGAUAUGUUUUACAAACACAAAUGAAGUGUCGUUCCCCUCAGUGACACAACUACACAUUAGAUGGAGAAUAGGCAGGAGUGGCCUUGAACCAGAAACCUUCCGCACUUAAAACAAGUGUACUUAACUGAUUGGCCACCACCCCUGCGUUUGCAUAUCACACAAUAUCUGCGCAACACUUGGUGCAUCAACUAUAAAAUGCACAAUCAUUUCACAUAUCUGGUCCGCUACAAUUCUCUCUUCAGUCUUGUCUUCAGGAAGUGAAAUGCAUGUUCAGUUUGAUUAAGGUCUACUCAUUAUCUUGUCCAGUCUGGGACCUUCCACUUUUGUCCCCCGAUUUGAUAUUUUGUUGAGUUAAAGGUGCAUUUUGGAUCAUCUUCUUGAUUCGUGAUGAAGUUCAGUUCUAUUAUUUUUAAUGUAUUUCUUUGAAAAUGUAUCUAUAGCCUUCUGUAUUCCUUCUGCUGCUACCAUCAUGAGUUACCACGUCAGUAAAGAUUAGUGGGCACGUUCCAGAAGCAGCCAUGAAAGCCAAAGCCACAACACUACCUCCACCAUUUUUCCCAAAUGAACUUGUGUGUUUUGGGUCAUGAACACAGCUUUUCUAUCUCCACACUUUGGGUUUCUUCCACAGAGGUUAAUAUUGGCAUAAUCAUUCUGUAAAACUGCAAAUUCCUGUCUGGCCUUUUGAUUCUUACUGUUGAGUCGUUUGCAUCCUGUGUUCUUUGAAAGGUGGAUUGUGAUACCUUUCUGAAAAGUCGCGACUGUCUCUGCCAUCUUGAAUCUACGACACUAUGUGGGAUUUCGCUCAUUACUGCGUCUUCAUACACAUGGGGAGAGGCAGUGGUUUCGUAGGAUGGGACUAACAUGUACUAAAAGUGCACUUGUAGGCAGUCGCUAUGAAAACACCUAACAGAAAAGCUCUGAUUACAACACACACACAGGGAGUGUUGCAUCAUUCUAUGCGCAGGAUGUUAUGACACCACUACAUCUUUAGAUAGAAAAUAGUUGUUGUCUGCUGUGUUAAUAUUUUAAAUGUCAUUUAUAGGACCUUUAACACAUUUAGAUGCAUUUACCAGAAAAUAGAAGCUGACAUUUUAAACUGUCUUCUCGUAUUUAUCUUUUCAGCUCACACCUUUCUUGAAUUGGCCUUGAUCUUCCAGUACUUUCAGACCACACAAUUAUUAUUUCCAAUGUGACCUGAUGUGAGACAGCAGAUGAACAGAUUAUUGGCAUGAAAUUAGUUUGGGUGUAAAGAAAUAAUUACUUGACUGAAGAUGCUUGAACGUGAAAGGUGUGAAAUUCCACAGAAGUGCAAAUUAACUGUCAUGAAGAUGGACAAAUUAUUUAUUUUGGUACCCAAGAAAAAUGGCGUUUAGGACUUCAGUCAGUACUGAUGGAUAAUGUAACUAAAUUCAUUGUUGUCUAACCCCAAAUAUUCCGCAUAGUAUGUUGCAUGUAGUACAUUUGAUUUAAAAAAAAAAAAAAAAAAAAACCUAUAAAUGAAUUACUGGCUUCAAAUUGAAAGCUUGUAAUGGUUUUGCAUGACAACCAUUAGCAUUCUGUCGGCAUGAAAUAAUGUCUGUUACCUCUUUUGAAUAUGUUAGCAAUAUUUCAUUAACAGAUUAACAAAGAACUAUAUUGGGAGUAAUAUGUGAUGUUUAUUAAUGAAAUUAUAACUUGUGUGGAAAUGAUGAAUUGUACAUGUUCUUGGCUGUAGAAAUAUUUGUCGUGAAGCAGUCAGUGAAUGUCUAUAUUUAUUUAUGUGUGUAUUACAAAGUUUGAUUUGGAUAUGUGUGAAUGUGUGUGCUUUGUGUGUUUUAGUGUUUUGUUUUUUUAACAAAAGAACAAAAAAUCUUGUAAAGACAUUUUGUAAAAAUGGAAUUGUAAAUACAGUCUUAUGUUACAUGUUAUUUUUCCAAGGUAGAAAAUGUACAAACUGCGAAGUAAUAAAAUAAUCCUUAACCAA
Messenger RNA from Thalassophryne amazonica, 5030 nucleotides. It is a transcript of the gene anos1, whose product is annotated as anosmin-1. Lineage: Eukaryota; Metazoa; Chordata; Actinopteri; Batrachoidiformes; Batrachoididae. Gene Ontology annotation, cellular component: cell surface; extracellular region. The record is from RefSeq and is a predicted model, not a curated record. The coding region runs from base 44 to 2053 and encodes 669 amino acids. The transcript is spliced from 15 exons. Gene Ontology annotation, biological process: neuron differentiation. Gene Ontology annotation, molecular function: peptidase inhibitor activity; protein binding.